AUGGACAUUGAAAUGUACAAACCUUUCAAAUUGAUAUUUUCAAUGUUCAAAUUCGUUGGAAUAUGGCAAGAUGGGAAUCAAUCAUGGAUUUACUUCAUUUUGGGAUAUCUUGUACACAUUUUGAGUAACGAUAUUUUCAUUUCUUGUGAGAUUUUGUAUUUGGUGAAUAGUGUUGAUUUGAUGGAUUUCGUGCAUGCGUUUGUAAUUAUGGUAACUUAUUCUGCGUUAGCAUGCAAGACUAAGAAUUUCUUUUGGAAGAUUAAGAAAAUUAAUGCCUCUGUGGAAACUUUGAACGAUUUGUUGAAUAUCACUCAAAAUUAUGAUUUAUUUAGCCAUGUACUUAUAAGGAAGCAAGUAGCAUUUUCUUAUAAAAUUUAUUUAAUGCUUUGGUCAUCUGCCCUUGUCACGUGUACUGCUGGAGCAUUUGUUCCUUUCAUCAAUCACAAGUUGCCGUAUAAAGUUUGGUUUCCAUUUGAAACUGAUAUAGAAAAGAAUGAACUUGGCUUCUGGGUUGCAUCAUUUCUUGUUGUUUUCAAUUCAUUUUUCGGCAGUGCAAUUGACAUGGCAUUAGACAUUCUACCUGUAACUUUUAUGGCGUUUGAGAUUGGACUCUUGGAUGAGUGUACUGGAGUGUUCACUUUGUCAAUUACUAAAAGUAUCACCGAUUUUAUUAAAAUGACAACGUUUAUGGUGCUUGAAAUAUUCCUUCCUUGCUACAUUGGAAGAUUAAAUCAUGAUCAGUUACCUAUAUCAUAG
Clunio marinus is the source of this 756-nucleotide messenger RNA. Lineage: Eukaryota; Metazoa; Arthropoda; Insecta; Diptera; Chironomidae. The record is from the annotation of a GenBank genome assembly.